Messenger RNA from Bemisia tabaci, 6272 nucleotides. Its product is annotated as MAU2 chromatid cohesion factor homolog. The record is from RefSeq and is a predicted model, not a curated record. Gene Ontology annotation, molecular function: protein binding. NCBI's taxonomy places the organism in Eukaryota, Metazoa, Arthropoda, Insecta, Hemiptera, Aleyrodidae. Gene Ontology annotation, biological process: mitotic sister chromatid cohesion.
GUAAAUAUUAUUGUUAGCUAGCUGGAAUGCUCAGUGCAGUGCCCAUUAUUUAUUAUUAUAUAUUCUGUGUCAGUGCCGCCGAAAAAAUUUUCUCUCAUAAACAAUAAACCAUAAACAAUUUGCAGAGAAUUCAAAAUUCAAUUCAAUUCGCAGGAUUUCGAGAUGAGCGGGCGUUGUCGGCGGGCCUCAGCAAUGCAGUGCUCACAGAAUCUCAAAUAAAUCUUGAUGUGAUCUUGUCCAUAUCGCCUGUAUACGCCUAUAUUGCCUGGAAUAAUGUGUGUUGGUGUUGGGGCUUUCACCUAAUGAUCAUCAAUGGCUUCCUCUCAGGACGCCUGGUAUUUGUCAUUACUAGGUCUAGCGGAAAACUUCAGGAGAGCUAAUCCUCCGCAGAUCAAAUGUUGCAUUCAGUGUCUUCAAGCUGUGCUUACGUUUGCUCCACCUGUCAGAGUCGAAGCUAGGACCCAUUUGCAACUGGGGAAUAUUCUUUUGAAUCACACCAAAAACAUAGACAUAGCUCGACAGCAUCUUGAACAAGCGUGGAGCAUAUCCCAAUCAAUCAACGCCUUUGAUGAAGUAAAAUUCGAAACUGCCAGUGUUCUUGCAGAUUUGUAUGACCAGCAAAGUCUCUCUCAUUUGGCCAAACCAAUUCUUCGUAAAGCAAUUGAAUUAUCGCAGCAUUCAAUUUAUUGGCAUUGCCGGCUAAUUUUCCAGUUAGCGCAAAUUCAUGCUACCGAGCGAAAUUAUGAGGUCGCCAGUAGCCUAUUGGGUGUUGGAGUUGAUUAUGCCCAUAUAUCCGCAGCAAAUUACACAAGAGUCCUAUUUUUACUCAGUAGAUGUAUGCUUUUACUGGCUGAAAAGAAGCUGACAGAAGUUAGUCCGAUGCUGGUGCAAACUGGAAUGCUAAUUGAAAAUUGGCAAGGGAACCAGUACCAGAAAGAAUAUCUCAGAGUAUUUUUCCUUGUUCUUCAGGUCGGUCUGUUCUUAGCUGCAGGACAGGUGAAGAGUGUAGAUCCAUGUUUGAAACAACUUCAACAAAGUAUCCAGAAUAUCAUUGGACCCAUGGGACCAACUGAUGAAAUGGUGUGCGGACCCAAUGUUGGAGAUGCUUUUAUCUGGAUGCCAAAGACUCAUCUAAAAGUAGUCGUUUAUUUAAUUACUGUAAUGCACAGUAUGCAGGCUGGGUAUAUGGACAGAGCUCACAAAAAUGCUACCAAAGUGUACUCGGAGAUUGAGAGGUUAAAGCAUGAGAAGCCCAGUUUUGCUACAUUUCAACUUCAGCUAUUGGAGCACAUGGUGAUGUGUCAACUGGUCAUGGGUGAGAAGGCAGAAGCUUUGAACGAAAUAGCGCAGGCCGUUCAGUUAUGUCAGCCUAACCCUCGGCUGAUGAUGCUUCACAAACCACAGUUGCACACGUUACUAGGACUUUAUGCCAUGUCUAUGAACUGCAUGGAAGCAGCCGAGGCUCAAUUCUCAUCGGUCCUACAGUCUUCAAAAGAUCGAGACUUGUGGACGUUUGCAAAUCUGAAUUUAGCAAUCAUGUACCUGAGAGGAAGGCUCGACCAACAAUUUGCUACUUUAGCACCGAGAAUCAGUCCGGAGGCCUUGAAAAAGCAAGGAACAAAAAUUAGUCUGCAAGCUGCAGCGUAUUAUGUGCAGGGACUUCAAGCAUUCUUUCAGGGUCAGCACAAUGAAGCCAAGAGGUAUUUGCGAGAAAUGUUGAGUCUUGCCAAUGCAGAAGGUUUGAAUAGGUUGACCUCCUGUUCGCUAGUUCUCUUGGGCCAAAUAUACCUAUCAUUAGAAAAUAGCAACGACAGCAUGAACAUGGUCAAACCUGCAAUGCAUUUGGCCAGCAAAAUUCCCGAUCUCCACAUCCAACUCUGGGCAUCUGCAAUUUUGAAAGAUUUAUAUAGAAUGUGUCACGACCCUGUCAAUGAGAACGAAGCACAGGCAAUGCACACAAAAUAUUCUCAGAUUCUCCUCGAAGACCACUUUACUGCAUCCGGUAUGCCAGAGCACAGUCUCAUCAACUGGCUCGAUGAAGCCUUUCCACAAAUGCUUGCCCCUCCUUCAGGGCCUCUUUAGGAGCAUCUCUUUGAAUCAGACGCUGUACCUGCAAUACACACAAAGUGAUUUAAUUUCACCUCCUCUGUAGAUUUCCCAUAUCCUUGUUGUAUGAGGUUUGAACUAAUACCAAAUUAGUUGAUAAGUGGUGCCAAGUAUUUAAAUAGGAGACAUAUGGGUGGCAAGUCUAUGGUGAUAGUCAACUAGUGAAACACCUAAAAAUUACUGUCGUUUUACAUUUUUAAGAAAAUGAUGCUUUAAUUAAAGCAGAUCCUAUUUGGUAUAAGGCUCAGCCUUGAUGGGAGGAAAGUCUCUUCCUUGCAUUUUUGGUGUUUUUUUUUAACAAAUCUCUUUUUUUUCUCACCACUCUUAUUUAUAUUGUAUCGUAAUUUUUUUUUCUUACGCCUAUGUACAGGCUAAGCCUAUAUAUUCUUAUGUACAGGCUAACAUGGCGAUUCAAAUAUUUCAAAUAUCAAGCGGAACUUAAGGGAGAAAAGCUCCGCGAUGGUCCUCUCAUGAAUUCCCGGCUAGGAAAGCUUAUAUUCGCCUAUAUACAGGCUAAGCCUAUAUACGCCUAUAUACAGGCUAAGUAUAUAUAUGCCUGUAUACAGGCUAAGCCUAUAUAUGCCUAUAUACAGGCUAAGCCUAUAUACGCCUAUAUACAGGCUAAGCCUAUAUAUGCCUUUAUAUUCUGUGACGAUACUAUUCGAUUCUGCUCCGUAUCCUCUCUCAGUAUUAGAUCCGAAUUUUGAUUCAAAUGUGUCCACUGCUCUGCUUCAUUUUCAAAAUGCUCCUUGGUUGGUUUUUAACUUCAGAUUUUAUGGUGUGUUUUGAUCUGAUCUUAUUUAUUUUUACUUUUUUUUACUUUUUUCUCCUAACUAUUUACUGGCAUCUUUAUUGGUUCAUGUGAUGUAUUUCCUAUUCAAAAGUAGAAAUAACUUUUUAUGGAACCAUUUUAGCACAAUUUUCCAUGUAUACUCGUAAUCACAUCAAAGCUCUUGAAUAAAUACUUCCUCUUCCUACAUAAGUUUCUAUGUCUAUGAGUGGGUCUAUUUGAUGGAGCACCUUUUUUCCUCAUUCGUCCAUGAACAUUGUCUGUGAGAAUAUUCAUGUACACAUGCUCAGGGAAACUGAUGAGAUAAUUUUAUAUUGCUUCUAAAAUGAGUCAGAAAUAUGGGUUCUUUAAUUUGAAGUGCAACCCAAUUAAGAUGCAAACUGAAGACCAGAGAUCUGCGACAAAAACGAGAAAAAUAGGUGAAACAGAGAAAUACUUGCCAAAGUAAUGUUCUUUUUGCGGAAGCGAUUUAGUAUUUCCCAAAUAUUGAUCUAAUUUCAGACAGCGUAUCAUUGUGCUUGCCUGAAGGACUGUUGACCCAGUAACUUAGAACAUGGUAAAGAGUAUUAUAAGAUUUAAAAAACGAAGAAAUCUGUGAUUGAGGUUUUUUUUAUUCAAAUGUUUACAUUUAUACGAUUGUUUUACAUGAUUCUUAGCUAGCAUUAAUAGUCUUACUUAUUUUAUACAGCAGUUUUCAAACUGUAGCAUUGUAAAUUUUACCUUUUAGUUUAUUUUUUUUAGUCUGAUACUCCCUUUUUUCUCUGAGAAUAUCUUUAUCGUACAUGGAUGACUUCACGAUAAAAGUAAUUGUCGUGUCCCCAAAGGUUAUUAACGACUUAGGACGUAGAACAAUUGAGAACCAAGUUGAUAGAUUAAGAGGAAUGAUGGCUCUAAACUUAUCUGUGCUGAAAAAUAUAAUUCAUUAUGAUAAUAUUUAAUAAUGUGAGACUUUAAAGGCUGAAAAUGAACACCCCGAUGGCUAUUCUUUUGCGACAGUACCGGACGAAGACUCCACUGAGCCGCGUCACGGGCCGCCCUGUUCCGAGACUACGAGCACAUCGCCCCCCCCCUUUUGAGGCAACUCAACAGGCUGACGCCCCCCCCCCCUCCCCCUUUACGAGCGUCAUCCUACGUCUCGGGUGUUUCACCUGGGAGUAGCCGGAGGGGCCAUCCCCUUUGGGUUUUUACGCGCUGCCGGCGCAAAAACCAACUCUAAUUCGCCGUGGUCUCGCCAAGACCCACGCACUCUCUUUUUAGUAGGCGCAUUGAGCGCAAACAGUCGCCACUUUUGGCAACAUAUUUUAGCAGUUGUAUUAAGGGCAGUGUUUAUCUCGUCAGAUAGAGCCAGGAGUUUCAAUAUUAUCAUCAAAUUGUUCACUGAAGUCUUCUUGACCAAACUAUCAAUGAUAAGUCGACUUUUUUUACUAUGUAAACCAGUGAUUUUUAGGUGUGCAGCUCUAUUAUCUCACUAAACAAAAUCCUCAAUUUAAUAUUAUUAACAGGCACUUCAUGUCUCCUGAUUGGAACCCAACCCUUUAAAAUUUCAUUGUCAUAGUUUGAUGCUUUUCUUUUUGCUAUCUUUUCAAUUGAAUGAUCUUCACAUUUAAAAAAAAAAUUCUGUUGGUAUGCUAUUUUCUAUAUUUCCAUGUGUUUCAAUAUUCAUACAGAACUAUUAACUAGCCCAUCAUUAAUAUCUAUAUUUUUAAAUAUCAUGUAAUUGCUGGUUUCUUUGAGCAAUAAAUUGUAUGAUAAUCCUUGAGUUUGCGUUCUGUGUUUUUUUUAUGUGUUUCUAAGAAUUUAUUUUUUUCUGUGUCAGACCUUGUAUCUUUAACAGUGUCAAUUGCUAAACUUUCAAGUAGUUGAGAAUCUAUUUUAUUUAAAAUAUUAAAAUUGUGAGUGUUAACUGAUUUAUAAUCAAAUAUUACAAAUAAAUGAAUAGGUAGUAUUCCUCAUUUUCUUUUCAAAGUUCCUAGAAUUGAAGAGUUUUAAAUCAGUAUCAGUCAUAUUUCCUUCACCAAAAUGUGUCAAAGCAAUGCAAAACAGAAUGUCAUCUUUCUGGCGCAUGAUCAUUUUAGUUCAAAAUACUUAAAUUUCUUGUAUGAUAAAUCAAUGCCUAGGUAUUGUGAUUAAUUGUGCUCUACGUCAAAAAAAACUAAUAUUGAAAACUGGCUUUAGCUGUCUAAUGGCGUAAUAGCUCCAACUAGUAUUAUUGAUAUAUUACCUAAAUCUCAGUCAUUGCCAAAUAUCUGUUGGAGCCUGUAUUUAUUUGUCAGAAUCUCUUUUUCCCCAGCAUGGAAACUUCAUCAGUAUUUUUUAGGUUUCUCAAUUUGAGAUUUCUUCCUGGAAUUUCUUUCUUCUGUGUCAUUGUUUUUAACACCAGAUUUUACUUGUUUUAAAGAUGAUUUCAAAUUUGCAAUUUGAGGACUCGCCAUUACAGUAAGCUUUUCAGUGUCACUAUCAUCACUUGAAAUGACCUUUUCAAUUGAUGUGCCUACUGCUCCUGCUUUGUUUGCAGUAUUUUCAGUAUUUUAGGUUUCUCAAUCUGAGAUUUCCUCUUGCAAUCUCUUUCUUCUGUGACAUUUUUUUUUAACACCUGAUUUUACAUAUUUUUAAGAUGAUGUACAAUUUGCAAUUUGCUGACUCCUCUUUAUGAUGACCUUUUCAGUAUCUUUAUCAUCACUCAAAAUAACCGCUGAGUUUCUAGUUUUCUUUUUCAUAGGCUCACUGUCAGUGGCUUGAAGUUUUCGCUUUGAACGCUCCAUAUCCUACAUUACCGGCUACUGAGUAAUUGAUGAGUAAUUUGAUUGACUUGAAAUUCAAUCUUAUUUUGGACACAAAGUCUCCACUUAAAACUGGAGUAGGACCUAUGAAUUGAUUAAUUGGCAUGGUGAAGUGGAGUGCCUUUAAUCAGAAAGUAAGCUUUUCCUGUUGGUGCAACAGUUAAUACUUUCAAAGCACCAUGUUGCUCACCAGUUGAAAAAUUUAAAUGAUUUGUCACUAAUUUUAAUGAUGAUUUUGAAUUUUUAUCGAAUUUAAAUGAUUUGUCACUAAUUUUACUAUGUCAUUGGCAAGAUGACUUUUUCCAGUGCCUGCAAGACCAGACAAAAAGUAAUGAAAUGGGGUUUUUUAAAUCCGUAAUCGUGCAAGAUUUGUAGAGCAAAAUAUUUUUGCUCAGUGUUCAGUAAUCUUAAAAUUUCACUGUCACUUUCAUUAAAUUUAAUGUUUGGAAAUGUCCCUCUAAUUGUAUUUUGUUCAUAAUUUUUAUUCUCUUUAUUGUUAUUAUCAAAAAUGUCAUAAUCAUCAUUGUUUUGCUCAUUUUUCCAAUCUGAAUUCUCAGAAUUCAAAUAAUAUUUUCAUCAUUAAAUAUCAUUUCUGC